CAGUGUCAGUGUUCAUGAGCAGAACUGCUGGUGCAGAAGAACAAAGCUAUGUAUCUCAGUUGUUUAGGGUAGCAGGAGUGAUGAGCAAGCAAGCAGAUUCCCAUGCUUUCAGGAGGAAAUGCUUCAAAGAAAGGAGGGAGAAGAAGAGUGACUUUUUCCUUUAGAAAAUACUCACUGCUGCUUCAAGAUCGAUGAGAGCAAAUUGUUUGAGGACUUCUGGGUAAUGAUGAAAGGGAAGGGAACCUGCUCUUUAAAACUCUCAAGCAACUACAGGGAAGGUGUGAAAACAGAUUUGUUUGUGCAGGAGCUGCCUGGGUGUGUCCAUAAUGAAUGGAGAAGGAAUGGUGUCUUCACCUGAAGAUUCAUCAUCUAAUCUAGAUUUGAUGACUUGCCACUGGAGGAGGAUAUACUUUACUGUACAUUUCAGAAGUCCUGGCAGCAAGUUAUUUUUGAAGAUAAUAAUGCAGCAGAAAAAUGGAAAGCCAUAGAAGACCUUUGCUUUGGCAAAGAAAUCAGCUGUUGGCCCAGUCUGGAAGAUGGACCACUGUUUUUGGAAAGCCUGGGAAAUACUGCUUCAAAAAGCAAGUUUUCCUAACUUAGAAGAAAAGACAGAGUGUCCAGCUAUUUGUGAGUUUAAAUCACAACAAACUGUACAGAAUACUGCAGUGCAGAAGGAAGACACUUGAGCUCCAAAGCAGGAGGGCUCCUGAUGUGCUUCUAAAUGCAGAAACUUGUCCAAAACCUACUGUUGAAUUAUACAACUUUCCUUACAAAACUACUGAGAGCAAAAAGAUCCUGUCCCUAUCAGGAAGCUGAAAGCUCGUCUGUAGAAGCAGUAAGGAAACUCAACAAUGAAUCCUUUCAGAGUGAAGAUCCCUUGAAUGAAGAAUUUGAAACUGUUGCUGUUCUCAAUAGCAUCUCUGGCCAUAUCCAUUAUGUCUCAUGUGGCUCACUGGAAAGUGCUGCCUUACCUGUAAAGAAAGGUGGUUUUGUAUAUAGUGUGGAGAGCAAUAAUGAUGAGGGCAACACAGUCCUGGUAGUUUUAAACAACUAUAAAAGGAAAUGCUGUUGCAAAGGGAGUGGAAUGGAACUUGUGGCCCCUUGACAGCUCUAAAGAGGUCCAAAUUUAACCAUCAUACUGUAAAAAAGAGAUUUUUAUUUAUGAUGCACAAGAAACUUUCUAUGGUUAGGUUUCGGUAUAGAAUCAUAAAAUUCCCGAAACUUCGAGCAAGAGGCAAGACUUGCAAAUUAAGAAAAAUCAGGCGAAGGUGGGUGCAGAAAGUUACAAGGGACCAUCAGGAAACGCUUCAGCAGGAUUUUGAAGGUGGAUUUUGUAAUUUGUUUUCCUCCUGGAAAUCUAGAAGUAAGCGUCUUUGGAAGCGGUACAGCUUGUCCGAUAUGAACAAUAAUACACCCAAAUCUGUCGGAGCGGAGAAUGAGGUCUGUGCACCCGAGAUCUGCCACACACAGGAUGUGUCCGCUGAGCCGUGUGCUGAGGAUCCAGAAUCCCGAGGGCACGGUGCCAGUGUGGAUGCUGUCCCACCAGAACUGCAUGCUUCUCCAGAGGCAGAAACCUUGCACCAGGUGGAGACCAACGGGGCUCUUGCAGAGGAGCAUUGCUCUGACAUUGUCGUCUCCGUGGCAGGAAAAGAACUCACUGUUUCAGAUCAAGAUGGUGCAGAAUCCAAGGAGGUUGUGGGUGUAGAUGGAAUGACACUGUUGCAAUCCUCCUUGCAGGAUUCUGAUGUCAGUGAUAAUUUCACAAAUGGACCUUCAUCCAUGGAGCUGACACAGAAUGAGGACAGCUCUAGCCAGAUGGAAGUAGAAGGCUCCUUAAACUUGGACAUUUUUAGUUCAAAAUUACUAGAUCACCCUUACAGUAAAAGUCCUCUGGAGGAGCCUUCACCAGAAAGCACAGGACUGAAAUCAGGAACUCGGAAGGGAGGCAAAAGGAACAGUCAGAAAACUUCCCGGGUGGCUGAUGAGCAGCUGGCAACGUGGCUUUGUGGAUUCCUAGAUGAAGUUAUGAAGAAAUAUGGCAGUUUAGUACCACUCUGUGAAAAAGAUGUCAUGGGAAGAUUAAAAGAAGUCUUUAAUGAAGAUUUCUCCCAUAGAAAACCUUUUAUCACCAGGGAAAUAAUGAAAUAUCGAGAAAAACAUCCAAAAACCUCCACUUGCAAUUUCCGGGUCUUCUAUAAUAAGCACAUGCUAGAUAUGGAUGAUUUGGCUACACUGGAAGGCCAGAACUGGCUGAAUGACCAGAUAAUUAACAUGUAUGGUGAACUGGUAAUGGAUGCGGUCCCUGAAAAGGUUCAUUUCUUUAACAGCUUUUUUCAUAGACAGCUCGUAACCAAAGGAUAUAAUGGGGUAAAACGAUGGACUAAAAAGGUGGACUUGUUUAAGAAGACUCUCUUGUUAAUUCCUAUUCACCUGGAAGUCCACUGGUCCCUCAUUACUGUGAACAUCCCCAGUCGAAUUAUUUCAUUUUACGAUUCCCAAGGCAUUCAUUUUAAGUUUUGUGUAGAGAACAUUCGAAAGUAUUUGCUGACUGAAGCAAAAGAGAAGAAUCGCCCCGAAUUCCUUCAGGGUUGGCAGACUGCUGUGACAAAGUGCAUUCCACAACAGAAAAAUGACAGUGACUGUGGGGUUUUUGUGCUCCAGUACUGCAAGUGCCUCGCCUUAGACCAGCCUUUUCAGUUCUCCCAGGAAGAUAUGCCCCGAGUGAGAAAAAGGAUUUACAAGGAGCUGUGUGAACGCCAGCUAAUAGACUAAUAAAAUGCAGCCAACCUAAUUUCUCUGGCAUUUCUGACAAGUUGCAGCUGGUGUUUGUGUACUUGAAUUUCUGAAAAUUUCCAUGAAUUUUCAGCGAUUCUCAGCUGAGUGGUGUGGCCACUGUUGUUACCUCAAUCUUUUGCAAAAGUUCUUUAAC
This is a messenger RNA of Zonotrichia albicollis (white-throated sparrow), 2929 nucleotides long. It is a transcript of the gene SENP5, whose product is annotated as SUMO specific peptidase 5. NCBI's taxonomy places the organism in Eukaryota, Metazoa, Chordata, Aves, Passeriformes, Passerellidae. Gene Ontology annotation, biological process: protein desumoylation; proteolysis. Gene Ontology annotation, molecular function: deSUMOylase activity. Gene Ontology annotation, cellular component: nucleus. The record is from RefSeq and is a predicted model, not a curated record.